AUGGAGGGCCUUCCCCGCGACGGCGGCCAGGACCACGGGGAGGCGCUGCGGCAGAAGUUCCUGGAGCUCGAGCGGCACAGGCUCUGGCAGCUCGGCCGGCGCCAGCGCGCUCGGUGCCAGGGCGGCCCCGCCCUCGGCCACAGUUCCAGCGGGCCCUGCCUGAGCGGCGCCCUGGAUGCCGUCGCCGGGCUCCCUGCGCCGCCCCGCGCCGAGGACGAAGCCUUCCUCAGCAGAGUCCAGGCGGCACUUGCGACCUGCAGGGAGAGCCUGCACACAGAUCUUGCCGAAGGAGAGUGCCGCAGCUCGAAGGACGCGCUGAGUCAGCUGCGCUCGACCUUGCGCGAGCUGUACAGCCACAGCCCGGACGCCUUGCCCGAGCUGCUGGCGGCAGCACCGGCGUCGUCCUCGCCCAGGCACGCGCCAGAGCCCGCCCGCAGCUCGCCCUCGCCGCCGCGGCGCUGGCGGCCGGACUGGCGGCCGGGCUGGCCCGACGCGACGGUGCCUUGGCUGGACGCCUGCGGGGAGGAGCCGCCGUCCGCCGUGGCCGCGAGGGCGCUGGGGCUGCCGUCUGGCUCCGAGGGCCAGCCCGGGACGCCCGUGUUGCCGGGCGAGAACCUGACGCCCCGGAGCUGGACGCCUGGCGCCUCGAGCGACCAGAGCCUGCUGCACAUGGCCGCCCCCGCCGGGCCGCCGAGGGCGCCCGCCCCGGGCUCCGCCGCCGGGGCCGCGCGGGCCGCCGGCUGGGAGUGCUCGGAGGACACCCUGCCCGCCUCCAACGGCUCCUCGCCCCCGCCGGGGAGCGGCGGCAGCAGCAGCGGCGGGUCCGAGGCAGAGGCACUCUGCAGCAGCGGCUCCCCCGUCCGUGCCGGCAGCGCCGGCUCCCCCGCCUCCACCGUGGCCGCCCCCGUGGAGACGCUGCGGCUGUGGCCCAGCAGCGACGAGGCCGCCCCCGCGCGGGACGCCGGCGUGGCCGCCCGGGCGCACGCCAGCCAGCCGCAGGAGCUUGGCGCCACGGGGGACCCAAUCCCCAGCAACUUGUCAAGGGUGUCCUCCGCCGCCGACACCGUGGUCGAGAUCUUGACCCCGCCGUGGUACGUCGUCGGGCUGCCCGGUGCAGGCGGGGCGGCGUGGCCAGAUACCGCAGCAGCCGCGCGGGCGGCGGCAUCGACGACGGCCGGGAAGCUCUGCGAGGAGGCCGUGGACGAUGAGACGACCCCCGAAGGGUUCGCGGGCAUCGCCGACGCCAUCGCCUCGGCGACGGCCACGGCCGUCGAGUGUGGCGAGGUCACGUCGGAGCGCCAGCAGCAGAUCUUCGCCGACGCCAGGGUCCCGUCGCCGCUUGCGGCUCCGCCCAGCGGCUCGCCGCUGCCGGGGCCGAGCCGCGGCGCCGCCGCGGCGGCGCCGCCGGGCCACUCGGCGGCGCUGGGUUGGGCCUCCCCCGGCGAGAGGCAUCCGGGGCAGGCGGCGUCCGCAAGGGCCGACGCCGAGGAGGACCUGGGCGGCGACGACUGGCUGCACGGAGCUUGCGAGGCAGCCGCGGAGGCGGUGCAGCCCCCGCGCGAGGACGGGGCGAAGGAGGCGCGGGCGCCCCGCGCGGUGCGCGUGGUCGCCCCGCAGCAGGUGCGCGCGGUGGCGAGCCCCGCUCGGGCGCUGGCGCGCUCGAGGACGGAGGUGUCGGUGGGAUCGGCGGCGGCAACGCUGGCGGCAGGAGGGGCGCCGCAGCCCGCGCCGCCCCUCGCGCGCGCGGCCUCCGCGGCCGCCGUCGGGGUGCACGGCGGCGCCGGCAGGCCGGCCGCGGCGGAGGCGGCCGCGCAGCAGAGGCACGGGCACGCCGAGGCGACCCGGCCCCUCCGCAUGACGAGCUCGUCGAGCUGCGACGGCCGGUCCUUCUCGCAGCCGGGCGCGGUGGCGCCUCCGGUCCUCGGCGUGCUGCAGGCGGCGCCGUCUCCUUGGGAGCCCUCGACAGGUUCCGUCGGCGCCCCGGUGCCGCUGCAGAUGGCGGUUCCCGUGGACGGCCAGCGGCCCCGCAGCAGGCAGCCGCAGGGCGUCCAGUCCGCCGCGGCCCUGGGGCUCCCGCUGCUCUGCAAGGUCGUAGCGCCGCAGGGAGUCAAGUCCUCCACCUCCCGGCUCUGCAGGGGCAGUGCGCCGCAGGGACUCGCGGCCCUUGCCGCGGCGAUCUCCUCCCCCAGGGAAACGCAGUCGCCGCGCAGGGCCGCCGUGCCGCCCCGGGCGGCCGCGGGCCCUCCGCAGUCGCCCGUGCAGGUCGCCCUGGCGUCGCCGCAGGCCUCGCCGCGGUCGCCCACAGCCAGCGCGCCGGCGCCCGGGGUCUGCCGGCGGGCCUCCGCGUGGCUGGGCCCGGAGCCCUGCGCUGCGCCCUCGGGCGCCUCGGGUCGCUGCCCCCCGGGACCGCCGGCCUGCGUGGCCGCCGCCGCGCAUGCGGGCGUGCAGUUCGGCGUGGGCGCCCACACAGCCCGCCCCGCAGCCGGCAGCGCUGGCCAGCGCGGGCGCGACCGUGCAAUUGACGCAGUCCCUGCGGGCCGCCUGCGCCGCGCCCCGGGAGGCCGUUAG
Prorocentrum cordatum is the source of this 2568-nucleotide messenger RNA. The record is from the annotation of a GenBank genome assembly. Lineage: Eukaryota; Dinophyceae; Prorocentrales; Prorocentraceae.